Molecule: messenger RNA, 1241 nt
Organism: Stylophora pistillata
Lineage: Eukaryota; Metazoa; Cnidaria; Anthozoa; Scleractinia; Pocilloporidae
Product: tolloid-like protein 2
Source: RefSeq, a predicted model, not a curated record
UGACCCUCGGAUCGUUCAACCCAGAGGUAUUGACAACCCUACUGCGCAAACAUCGUCGUCUCUUAUUCUAUAGUUUUUGGUCCGUAAAUUUCAAAAACACCGACCUUCUGGGAAGAUGUCAUCGGUAGCCAGCUUGAUGCUUACCACUUUGGCUUUUCUCGCCGCCGAGCUUCAAAUUGUCCAAGCGUGCCCCUCUUGGGUGCAAACGAUAUAUCCUAAAUACAGUAGAAAUGACUCCAUAUUCAGUCCUGGAUACCCUGGAAAUUAUCAUAGCUUACAGAGUUGUCAAUGGAGAAUCGUGGCACCCUUCGGCCAGAGAGUUCUCAUCUACUUUACAGAAUUUGAUGUGGAAUAUUGUCUUGGGUGUAGCUGUGACAGUGUGGAAAUUUAUGAUGGAACUUAUUUGGUGGACGACACUCGUUUGUCAAAAAGCUGUGGAAGCAGUCUUCCCGCACCAGUGUAUUCUACAGGUCGUAAUAUCUUCAUGAAUUUUAGUUCAGAUUGGAGCUCAUCAGGGGCAGGAUUUGUGGCACACUACAGAGUGCUGAAUUCCUCAUCAGGUUGUCCAUCAAUCAUUCCUGGCACCUCAGCUGGUGUCAUUUACAGUCCUAAUUUUCCUUGGAGUUAUCCGGCCAACAGCUAUUGUGACUGGUAUAUUCAAGCACCUCGGUGGAAAAGGAUUAAUUUGACGUUCAUAAGGUUCAACUUGGAGUAUGACUUUGAUUGUCUAGACGACUACGUGGAGGUGCUAGAUGGUUACUACCAUCGGAUUGGGAAGUACUGCGGGUCUCAAAUUCCAACCUCCAUCUACUCCUCAUCUAAUUCUCUAACUGUUAAGUUCCGCUCUAAUUCUUACACCUCCUAUUCGGGAUUCCUGGCACUGUACAGCUCUCCGACAAAUGCUCCAGCCUGGACUACAUACAGACCUGUCUACCCGACAACGCGGUCUGCAUAUCACAGUUGUAGUAGUUACAGCUCUGCAAUAACCUUUUACCUUGAAAGUUCAAGCUCGACAACCAUCAAGUCAGAUUAUGGUGGCUUCUGGAACACCUGGGCUCCCUAUUCAAGCUGCACAUUCAAAAUAUCUACAGAGACGGGUUACAACCUGGAGCUUACUCUCGACGCGAUGAACAUGUACAGCUGUGAUAGCUGUUCUUGUGGAUAUCUGAAAGUUAGAGAUGGAAGUUCAUCAAGUGAUCCGCUUCUCGGGGAAUACUGCGGCACUGUAAACUAUGGUACGG